Schistocerca gregaria is the source of this 3575-nucleotide messenger RNA. Its product is annotated as serine/threonine-protein phosphatase 6 regulatory ankyrin repeat subunit A-like. Gene Ontology annotation, molecular function: protein binding. The coding region runs from base 72 to 3377 and encodes 1101 amino acids. The record is from RefSeq and is a predicted model, not a curated record. The transcript has 21 exons. NCBI's taxonomy places the organism in Eukaryota, Metazoa, Arthropoda, Insecta, Orthoptera, Acrididae.
GCUCGCUGAAACAGCAGACUACGCAUGGACAGCAGCGAUAUCUGGAAGCUGCCUCUGCAAAGAAAGAUAAAAUGGAUUGGCAGGCGCAAUGUGACAGAGACCUGGCAUCAGCAGUCUAUCAUGGAAAUGUUGACGCACUGAAAGAACUCAUAUCAAAAGGUGGCAAUCCAAAUGCAAAGGGCUAUAAUAAUGAGCCACUGCUGUUACAUGCAGCUGGCUGUAAUAAAGUGGAAGUUGUCAGAUAUCUUCUGAAUGAUCUCCAUGUUCCAAUUGAAAUCCAUGAUAAACAUGGAAAUACGGCUCUUUUGACUGCAGCAUCACAUGGAGCCUUGGAAGUGCUGCAGUUCCUGAUCUCAGCUGGUGCCAAUAUUCUGGCUACAAAUGCUUUGGAGGAGACAGCAUUGCAUCUCUCUGCACGCACGGAGUCAGUGGAAACCUUCAAGUUCCUCCAGCAGUCAGGAAUUCCCAUGGAUGCCGUGGAUAUUCGAGGCAGAACUUUUCUCCAUCAUGCAGCUGAAUUUGCAUAUCCAAAGAUGGUGGAAUGCAUCUUACAAGGGAGCUGGCUGCCUGUUGACUGCCUAGACAAGAAUGGACAAACACCACUGAUGUUGACAGCAGACUUCCCACGGAAUGAGAGAGAUCCUGUCAUACAUAGCAGCUGGUUCAGUUGUGAAGAUUAUGUCAACCAGGUUAUAAAGCUUCUCCUUAGUGCUGGAGCUGAUCUUUCAAGAAAGGAUGUGCUUGGAAGGAGUGCACUUCACAGAACACUUGGCAAUAGAGAAAAUUUUGAAUUCUUAUGGAAAAAAUGUAAAGAUUUCACACAUUCUGUUGAUAAAAAAGGACAGACACCAAUACAUAGAGCGCUCUCAGCUUUCCGCUUUCAUUGGGACAUGCAUCACAUAAUGCGACUCUUGCUGGAAGCUGGUGCAGAUGCCAAAUCACUUGAUUCAGAAGGAAGGACAGCUUUGUACAUUGCAUUAGAGAAGCAAUGCUCUUAUGAAGUGCAGGCAUUAAUAAAAUCAGGAGCUGAAACAUCAUGCCUGGAGAAAGACAGUCUCACUAAGAUUCUCCACAUUGCAGUCAGUAAUGAUGACUAUGAGCAAACAAAUAGAAUGAUUGCUGAAGGUGCAGAUGUAAAUGGCAGACAGAGUUUUAAUAGAGACUCGCCAUCAACAGAAAAAGGCCACACUAUAAGAUGUUUGGGGUGCUAUGAAGCAGGCGGACCUGUAUAUUAUGAAUUGUCGGGGGAAUCUCCUUUGUUUGAGGCACUUAGGUCUCCAAAGAUCUUCAAAUUGUUGAUUGAUUCGGGGGCAGAUGUGAAUUUCAAAGAUGACCAUGGUUGUACAGCACUUCAUAGAGCUGUUGGUGAUAAGCACUGUGAGGUGCUGGAAAUGCUGCUGGAUGCUGGUGCUGAUCCAAAUAUUGUAGAUGAUUGUGGAGUAUCAUCGCUCCACACACUAUCAUAUAGACGUGCAGAUGUCAGGGACAUUACAAAAUUUGCAGAAAGGCUCUUACAAGCUGGAGCCAGUGUGAAUGUGGCAGAUCAUAAUGGCAGAACACCAUUACAUUACGCAACAAAAAGAGGAGAUUCAAAGCAUGUGAAAAUUUUACUCAAUGCUGGAGCCAAUGUUAAUGCCAUGGAUGUGAAUGGUGCAACUCCACUCCUCGUAACUGAUAAACGUCACUUUACACAGAUAAUCAAGUUAUUAGUUGAUGCUGGAGCAAAUGUGAAUUUGAAAGAUGUCCAUGGUUGUUCGCCACUUCAAAAAGCAGUUGAUAAUAGAAACUUUGAGGCCUUGGAAGUGCUACUGGAUGCUGGUGCUGAUCCAAAUAUUGUAGAUGAAUGUGGGGUAUCACUGCUCAACAUUGUGUCAAGUAGACCUGUGAAUACCAAGGAUGUUCCAAAGUUUGCUGAAAGGCUUCUACAAGCUGGAUCCAAUGUGAAUCUUAAAGAUCAUAAUGGCAUAACACCACUUCAUUGUGCAGCAAAGACAGGAAACUGUAAGCUCAUAAACAUUCUACUCAGUGCUGGAGCUGAUGUUAAUUCCAUGGAUGUGAAUGGUGCAACUCCAUUACUCAUGACAUCUAAACACUGCUUUACGCAGGCUGCACAAUUGCUGCUUGAUGCUGGAGCUAAUUUAACAGCAAGUGAUAAAGAUGGUCAGCAAAUCAUACAUAAGGCUUCCCAAUUUGGGGACACUUCAGCCAUUGAUUAUCUUGUGGAAAAGUGGCCAUCAACAUGGGGCUGUGACAGCCAUGGAAAUACUGUCCUACACUUUGCUGCUAGAAGUCGUAGAAAUAGACUGAUCAGCAUAGAGCAUAUCUUAAAGAGGAAUCUGGUGUCUGUAGAUGAGAGGAAUGGGGAAGGACAAACAGCACUAGCAGUGCUUGUGGAGCAUGGUAGUAAAUCGCACUCUACACACAGUGAAGUAGAGAUAUUAUUGACAGAAGGAGCAAGUCCCACUACAAAGGACAACAAUGGGAAAAUGCCUCUGCAUACCGCAGCUAGUGUCGGCGAUGUGAAGGUAGUGGAGGCCUUGGUUGCGGCUGGAGCAGAUGUCAGACUGAAAGAUGUCACUGGUCGAACACCCCUGCACUGGGCAGCCAAGGCACACAGUGUGGAAGGUCUGGAGCUGUUACUGAAAAAGGCAGCAAGCAUUGAUGAACAGGACAGUGAUGGUCAAACCCCACUGAUGCUUGCUGUUGGUAGCAGUAAUGCAGUCAAUUUACUGCUGAGGAAAGGUGCGAGUAUAAAUGUGAAAAAUCACUCCGGGAAGGCAGCCCUGGAAGAAGCAAUGGAUCAUGGCAGUCACGAUGCAGUAAAAUUACUGUGGACUGCAGUAAGCAACUUAAAGGACAUUCCACAGGAAUACUGCAUCAAAGCAGUUCAUGUAGCUGUAAAAUCAGGAGAUGAGGAGAUGUUGGACCAUUUGAUUUCUUUGGGGAUAUCUUUGUCAGACUGCUGGUGGGAUCCUGAGCAUGAGACAACAUUGCUGCACUGUGCAGCACAGUCAAGUGUAGAAAUGCUGAAGAAACUAAUAGACAAUGGUCACACUGAAAGUGCACAUGACCACAAGGGAUGCUCCCCAUUACACAUUGCAGUUCAAUCAUUAAAUUUCAUGGGCACAAAAUAUUUACUUGAAGAUGCAAAUGUUCCAGUGAAUGAGAGGAAUGCCGAUGGUAGAACAGCCUUGAUGUUGGCAGUCAGUGAUUCUUGGUAUUAUCCUGAUGUAUUUGACAUGCUUGAGAUUCUGGUGAAUGCGGGGGCAGAUAUUAAUGCUCAAGACAAAGAUGGGAAGACUGCCUACCAGUUGGCAUAUUAUGCUUGGGCUGACAUGACUCAUGAUGUACUAGAUUAUAUGCAAUUUCGACUCUGAUUGUAUAGGGGAAGUGGAAAAUCAUGCCUUUGAAGGACUGAAGCAGUUCUUUACCUUCAGUAUCUUUCUGUAUUUGUAAUUACAUUUAAGUGCCACCUGAAUAAAUAACUAAACUUUAUGUCUAACAUUCUCAUUCUGAUGUUCAUGUUUAUGAAUUAAUGUAAUUCUUGUAAAUAAUAAAAAAGACAUAGACAUGAA